AUGGCUCCCGGUCAGGUCGAGAUCCGCACGCCGUCGCGGCCCUCGAACGGCGCCAGCGGCGAUGCGCCCAAGCUCAACAAGAUCAGCUCCUUCAUCACCCAGAGCGUCGACAAGGGCGGUGCGCAGUCGAUGCUCCACGCCUGCGGCCUCACCGUAGACGACUUUGACAAGGCACAGGUCGGAAUCUCAUCGGUCUGGUGGGAGGGCAACCCUUGCAACACCCACCUGCUCGAGUUUGGAAAGAAGAUCAAGGAGGGUUGCGAGGCCGCCGGCCUGGUCGGUCUGCAGAACAACACUGUCGGUGUCUCGGACGCCAUCACCAUGGGCGGGCCUGGCAUGAACUACUCGCUGCCCUCGCGAGAGCUCAUCGCCGAUUCGAUCGAGACCAUCACCAUGGCACAGUACCACGACGCCAACGUCUCGAUCCCCGGCUGUGAUAAGAACAUGCCCGGCUGCAUGAUUGCCUGCAUGCGACACAACCGCCCAUCGAUCAUCGUCUACGGCGGCACGAUCCAGCCUGGAACGCACAACAUGGACAUCCCCGGCAUGGGCCGCAAGAAGGGAGACAGCUGCAACGUCGCCGACAACUUCGAGGCUUCGGGAGCCUACGCAGCGGGCAAGAUCACUGCCGAGGAGCGCGUCGACAUUAUCCGCAACUCGUGCCCCGGCCCCGGCGCCUGCGGCGGCAUGUACACCGCCAACACGCUCUCGACGGCGAUCGAGGUCAUGGGCAUGGGUCUGCCGCUCACCUCGAGCACGCCCGCCGUGUACCCGGAGAAGAUCCAGGAGUGCCUGCGCGUCGGAGAGGCGAUCAAGAACCUGCUCGCGCUCGACCUCAAGCCGCGCGACAUCAUGACCAAGGAGGCGUUUGAGAAUGCCAUCACCGUCACGCACAUCCUCGGCGGCUCGACCAACGCCGUGCUCCACCUCAUCGCCGUCGCGCGGGCGGGAGACAUUGACCUGACCAUCGACGACUUCCAGAGGAUCGGAGACAAGACGCCCUUCCUCGCCGACCUCAAGCCGUCGGGACGCUACUUUAUGGAGGACCUGCACAAGAUCGGAGGCAUCCCGCGCGUGCUCAAGUACCUGCUCGACCACACCGACCUGCUCCACGGCGACGUCAUGACGGUCACGGGCAAGACGAUGCGCGAGAACCUGGCCGACGUCGAGCCGCUCGACUUUGAGACGCAGGACAUCAUCCACCCCAUCGAGCGACCGCUCAAGCCCACGGGCCACCUCACCAUCAUGCGCGGCUCGCUGUGUCCCGGUGGAGCGGUGAGCAAGCUGACGGGCAAGGAGGGCCUGCAGUUUGAGGGUGUGGCCAAGGUCUUUGACGGCGAGGAGGGCAUCGUCGACAGCAUCGCCAACGGCCACAUCACGCACGGCUCGGUCGUGGUGAUCCGCUACGUCGGGCCAAAGGGAGGACCGGGCAUGCCGGAGAUGCUCGGCCCCACGGCGGCCAUCAUGGGAGCCGGGCUGGGCAAGACGGUGGCGCUCAUCACCGACGGACGCUUCUCUGGGGCCUCGCACGGCUUCUGUACGGGACACGUCGUCCCCGAGGCGGCCGAGGGUGGACCGAUUGCGCUGGUGCGCGACGGCGACAAGAUUACGAUUGACGCCGCCACGCGCGAGAUCAACCUGCAGGUCGACGAGGCCGAGCUGGCCAGCCGGAGAAAGGAAUGGGAGCAGACCAAGAAGGGCAAGACGAUCAAGGUCAAGCGCGGCUGGCUGUACAAGUUUGCACGCGACGUCCAGAACGCCAGCGAGGGCUGCGUCACGGAUCGCGAGUUCUUCUAG
Pseudozyma flocculosa PF-1 is the source of this 1797-nucleotide messenger RNA. RefSeq lists its product as uncharacterized. Gene Ontology annotation, cellular component: mitochondrion. The transcript has 5 exons. Gene Ontology annotation, molecular function: dihydroxy-acid dehydratase activity. The record is from RefSeq and is a predicted model, not a curated record. The coding region runs from base 1 to 1797 and encodes 598 amino acids. Gene Ontology annotation, biological process: branched-chain amino acid biosynthetic process. Lineage: Eukaryota; Fungi; Basidiomycota; Ustilaginomycetes; Ustilaginales; Ustilaginaceae.